AUGCUCUCUUCCACCUAUACCACUGAUGUGUUGGCAAUUUGGGGCUGCGCUUCAGCUCUUCUGAUUGCCUACAUCGUGCUUGCUGUUAAAGCUCGGCAAACGAGGCGAGCUGCCACGGCAUCACUUUUGCUAGUCUCACUUAUACCUUUUAUCGUUGUACUUGCCAUUCACCCGGGCUCUACCCUUUGGUAUCGGUUCUGUCGAGUAGUAAUCAUGCUCUUGCUCGCCAUCCUACAGAUUUUAGCCGCCUAUGUAUUUGCAACCUUUUGGCAGAAAUGCUGUGCGGCGCUCGCUGGUUGCCUGGAGCUGGCCUGGGUUGUGGCUGGAACUGUGCUCUUGCAGACACAAUGGCCAAUGGUGCUGCUCGUCUUUGGUCAUUCUCUGUUCUGCUUUGCAGUGGCUCAGGACUUCAAAAAUUUGCGGCACUCGCGCGAGACGACCAAAUUAAUCAAGUUUUUAUACGGGGCUUCGAUUUGUUUAUCGGCCAUCGCGGCAAUAUGGGCGUUCGUCAUGUUCGUUCUUGCACUGCGCCACAAGGCUAUCGACCAUCCCGUUGUCACUCUAUACGUGCUGACGAUACUCAAACUUGUACCGAUCAUGAUCCUGGACCACAUCAAAGACCGCACUAGAGAGUCGAUUCCAUCUGAAAGCCCCUCGUCUCCUCAAGACCAGAGCCAUCGCUCGGUCAACCCGCCGAUACUCCUUGAUAAUAUCAGCGAAGACGGAGCCAAAGAGCCGAUUCCCUCUGAAAGCUGCAAAUCUGCUCGGGGCCAGGACGUCAGCCGCUUCUCAUACGAUUUAACCGGGCGCGGACAGCUCUUAGAGCCCAUUAUCAAAGGGAUUGAAAGGCGGCGGCAGCAGCUGCUCGAGAGAUUUGUUUAG
Messenger RNA from Akanthomyces muscarius, 882 nucleotides. RefSeq lists its product as uncharacterized. The transcript has 2 exons. The coding region runs from base 1 to 882 and encodes 293 amino acids. NCBI's taxonomy places the organism in Eukaryota, Fungi, Ascomycota, Sordariomycetes, Hypocreales, Cordycipitaceae. The record is from RefSeq and is a predicted model, not a curated record.